Messenger RNA from Adineta steineri, 983 nucleotides. Lineage: Eukaryota; Metazoa; Rotifera; Eurotatoria; Adinetida; Adinetidae. The record is from the annotation of a GenBank genome assembly.
UUUUAUCAACGAGUCGAGAUCGAUCUAUUGCUCUUACAUUUACUCAUCCUCCAUCGUCUCAAGGACGAAAUCAAAUGCGACCGAUAUUAUUUGAAAUUGAGAUUGAUCCAAAAUUACGAACUAAAGCUUUCGCUGAUAUUCGUAAGAAAAGUGAUUAUCAUGGUGAAUAUGAAAUAUUAAUUAUGCUUGGAGCUUUGUUUUGUAUUAAAAGUGUAUCCGAAGAUACGAAAGAUCAAAUGUGGAUAGUACGUGCAACUUUAGCCAAUGAUGAUGAUUUUGAUUUGAACGAACUAUUUGCUCAUAUGAAAAGUAAAAUUGGUGAUGAUACUGAUCUUGAUAGUCUUGGGAAAGUUUUACUUCGAAUGGAAGAAAAUGAACAAGCACGAAAAUGUUAUAAACGUAUGUUAAAAGAAGCACAAUUAACUUUAGGAAAUGCGGAACUAGGACUUGGGCGAGCUUCAUUAAGAUGUAAUGAUUGUCAGGAAAGUCUCGAACAUUUUCAAGCAGCAUUAGAAAUACGUCAACGUCUCUUAGGAGAAAAUCAUCCAGAUGUAGCAGAAAUAUUUAGUUUUCUUGGUGAAACUCAUAGAAAAAUGCAAGAUUAUGACGAAGCUUUACUUUAUUUGGUUCAAGCAAUGAAUAUUGAAGAAGAAACACUUCCUCCUAAUUCUCUUAAUCUAGCAGCAACAUAUGAUACUAUAGGCGCGAUCUAUAUGAUGCUCAAUCAAUACGAUGUUGCUUUAAUUUAUUAUGAAAAAGUUUUACAUAUUCGUCAAGCAGCGUUACCCGCAGAUCAUCCACAAAUCGCUGCAAUCUAUGGUAGUCUUGGAUCGUUGUUUGAAAGUAAAGGAGACUAUUCGAAAGCUUUAAAUUAUCAUGAAAAAUCAUUAGAAAUCGCAAAAAAAACACGAGCAACCACACAUAAUAUCGUCGCUAACGCACAGGACAGUAUUCGAAGAUUGAAAGCAAAAAUAAAACAAUAA